Acanthamoeba castellanii str. Neff is the source of this 738-nucleotide messenger RNA. RefSeq lists its product as uncharacterized. The record is from RefSeq and is a predicted model, not a curated record. The transcript has 5 exons. Lineage: Eukaryota; Discosea; Longamoebia; Acanthamoebidae. Gene Ontology annotation, cellular component: catalytic step 2 spliceosome; Prp19 complex; post-spliceosomal complex. Bases 1 to 738 code for a protein of 245 amino acids. Gene Ontology annotation, biological process: mRNA 3'-splice site recognition; generation of catalytic spliceosome for second transesterification step.
AUGGCACGAAAUGAGGAGAAGGCGCAGUCUAUGCUCAACAGGUGGUGGGCCUUCAAGUCGGGUGACCUCGACAAGAAGGAAAGGAAGCGACCCUACCUUGCCUCCAAGUGCAACAACACCAUAGCCUGCGAGAAAUGGCGUCUACAAAUCUUGCACGAAAUUGGACAGAAGGUGCAGGAGAUACAGAGCGCUGCGCUGGGCGAGCACAAGCUGCGACAGCUCAACGACGAGAUCAACAAGCUGAUUCGAGAAAAGGGGCACUGGGAACGGCGAAUCCUUGAACUGGGUGGGCCGAACUACCUGAGCAGCUCGGCGGUGGCGGGAGAUGACGGCGGCCAGACGGUGGAGCCCGGAGGCUACCGCUACUUCGGCGCUGCGCGCGACCUGCCCGGUGUGAAGCAGCUCUUCUUCCAACAGCUCCCCGAAGCGGAGAAGAAGAAGAAGACGAGGGCGGAUCUGUAUCGCGCGGUGGACGCGGACUACUACGGGUUCCGGGACGACGAGGACGGCAAGCUCGAAGAACUCGAGCGCGCGGCGGAGGCAGCGGCCGUGGAGGCGGCGGUCAAGGAGUGGGAGCAGGCCACGGGCAAGCGACGCAAGCUGGAGGACGAGGAAGACAACGACGAGGAGCUCUCGGGAGCCAACGUGUUCCGCGUGCCCUCUGCCGAGGCCGUCGAACGCGCCCUCAUCGAGCGGCGCAAGCAGGACCUGCUGCGGAAGUAUUCCGGCGCCAAGUGA